CACGGUUCCCUGAGAGCAGCCGGCGUCGGAACGGUUGGACUGACGGACCGAGCGGCCAGCGGAGAGGGCGCGGGGCCGAGACCGUGGACGUCGUGCAACCUAGCCGAGAGCUCUGCCCCUGAUCCAGGGACCAAAAUGACCGACUCCAAGUAUUUUACCACCACCAAGAAAGGGGAGAUCUUUGAGCUAAAGGCAGAGCUCAAUAGCGACAAGAAGGAAAAGAAGAAGGAGGCUGUGAAGAAAGUGAUUGCGUCCAUGACCGUGGGCAAAGAUGUCAGUGCCCUCUUCCCUGAUGUAGUGAACUGUAUGCAGACCGAUAACCUGGAAUUGAAGAAGCUGGUGUACUUGUACCUGAUGAACUACGCCAAGAGCCAGCCAGACAUGGCCAUCAUGGCGGUCAACACCUUCGUUAAGGACUGUGAGGAUCCCAAUCCCCUGAUCCGGGCCCUGGCUGUGCGGACCAUGGGCUGCAUUCGAGUGGAUAAGAUCACAGAAUACCUGUGUGAGCCCCUCCGCAAGUGCCUGAAGGAUGAGGACCCUUAUGUGCGCAAGACGGCUGCCGUGUGUGUGGCCAAGCUGCAUGACAUCAAUGCCCAGCUGGUGGAGGACCAGGGCUUCCUAGAUACCCUCAAGGACCUCAUUUCAGACUCCAACCCCAUGGUGGUGGCCAAUGCUGUGGCUGCCCUCUCAGAGAUAGCAGAGUCUCACCCGAGCAGCAACCUCUUGGACCUGAACCCACAGUCAAUCAACAAGCUGCUGACAGCCUUGAAUGAGUGCACAGAGUGGGGGCAGAUCUUUAUCUUGGACUGCCUGGCGAACUACAUGCCCAAGGAUGACCGGGAAGCGCAGAGCAUCUGUGAGCGUGUGACCCCUCGGCUCUCUCAUGCCAACUCUGCUGUGGUGCUGUCAGCGGUGAAGGUGCUGAUGAAGUUCAUGGAGAUGCUCUCCAAGGAUCUCGACUACUACGGCACUCUCCUGAAGAAGUUGGCACCGCCUCUGGUCACCCUGCUGUCGGCCGAGCCAGAGCUGCAGUACGUGGCCCUGCGGAACAUCAACCUCAUUGUGCAGAAAAGGCCGGAGAUCCUGAAGCAUGAGAUGAAGGUCUUUUUUGUCAAGUACAACGAUCCCAUCUAUGUGAAGCUAGAAAAACUGGACAUCAUGAUCCGCCUGGCCUCCCAAGCCAACAUUGCCCAGGUGCUGGCAGAAUUGAAGGAAUACGCCACAGAAGUGGAUGUGGACUUUGUACGCAAGGCUGUCCGUGCCAUUGGCCGCUGUGCCAUCAAGGUGGAGCAAUCUGCUGAACGCUGUGUGAGCACACUGCUAGACCUGAUCCAGACCAAGGUCAACUAUGUGGUGCAGGAGGCCAUUGUGGUGAUCAAGGACAUCUUCCGCAAGUACCCCAACAAGUAUGAGAGCGUGAUCGCCACCCUGUGCGAGAACCUGGACUCCUUGGAUGAGCCGGAGGCACGCGCAGCCAUGAUCUGGAUUGUGGGGGAGUACGCUGAGAGGAUCGACAAUGCCGAUGAGCUCCUGGAAAGUUUCCUGGAGGGCUUCCAUGAUGAAAGCACCCAGGUCCAGCUCCAGCUGCUGACAGCUAUUGUGAAGCUCUUCCUGAAGAAGCCAACAGAGACCCAGGAGCUGGUACAGCAGGUCCUCAGCCUGGCCACUCAGGACUCUGAUAACCCUGAUCUUCGGGACCGAGGCUACAUCUAUUGGCGCCUGCUCUCUACAGACCCCGUGGCAGCCAAGGAAGUGGUCCUGGCCGAGAAGCCGCUCAUCUCAGAGGAGACUGACCUCAUUGAGCCCACCCUUCUUGAUGAGCUCAUCUGCUACAUCGGCACGCUGGCCUCCGUCUACCACAAGCCCCCUAGUGCUUUUGUGGAGGGCAGUCGGGGGGUGGUGCAUAAAAGCCUGCCCCCACGCACGGGCUCGAGUGAGAGUGCUGAGAGCCCUGAGGCCGCCCCUACAGGGGCACCCCCCAGUGAGCAGCCAGCCGUCAUCCCUGCCCAGGGUGACCUCCUUGGUGACCUGCUUAACCUGGACCUGGGCCCCCCUGUGAGCGGGCCCCCUCUGACCACAGCCUCAGUCCAGAUGGGAGCCGUGGACCUACUUGGCGGAGGUCUGGACAGCCUGAUGGGGGACGAGUCUGAAGGGCCUAGAGGCGAUGUGAGUGGAAGCCCUGCAAUGGGAGGCACCAAUUUUGCUGCACCUCCCGCAGGGACGAUGCCCGCCACCCUGAGUGCGCCCAUCGGCGGUGGCUUGGGGGACCUCUUUGACUUGACCAGCGGAGUGGGAGGCCUGUCAGGCUCCUAUGUGGCUCCGAAAGCAGUCUGGCUCCCUGCCAUGAAAGCCAAAGGCCUGGAGAUCUCGGGCACCUUCACCCGCCAGGUGGGCUCCAUCUCCAUGGACCUCCUGCUCACCAACAAGGCCCUGCAGGUCAUGUCCGAUUUUGCCAUCCAGUUCAACCGCAACAGCUUCGGCCUGGCCCCCGCGGCCCCCCUCCAGGUCCACGCCCCCCUGAGUCCCAACCAGACGGUGGAGAUCUCCCUCCCCCUCAACACUGUGGGCUCCGUCAUGAAGAUGGACCCCCUGAACAACCUGCAGGUGGCUGUGAAGAACAACAUUGAUGUCUUCUACUUCAGCACUUUGUACCCGUUACACAUCCUCUUUGUGGAGGACGGCAAGAUGGAGCGGCAGAUGUUCCUGGCCACGUGGAAGGACAUCCCCAAUGAGAACGAGGCCCAGUUCCAGAUCAAAGACUGCCCGCUCAAUGCAGAGGCUGUGAGCAGCAAACUGCAGGGCAGCAACAUCUUCACCAUCGCCAAGAGGAACGUGGAGGGCCAAGACAUGCUGUACCAGUCCCUGAAGCUCACCAACGGCAUCUGGGUGCUGGCCGAGCUUCGGAUCCAGCCUGGCAACCCCAACUUCACGCUGUCCCUGAAGUGCCGAGCCCCCGAGGUGUCUCAGCACGUCUACCAGGCCUACGAGACCAUCCUCAAGAACUGAUGGCCCCCCGCCCCCUCCUCCCCAGGCCAAGGGACUCCCGGGAGAGGCGCCAGCAGAGAAGGCUUCCCGUUGGACAUCGAGCUGCAGGGCCCCGUGACGCCCACUUCUGCCGGGCCCGGGGAAGGGACGAGGGGCCUGUGCGGGGGGAAUGGCGACGCCGGUUGGUGCCGGGGCUUCCCUGGGGACCGUCCUUCCGACACCCCCCCGGUGAAAGAAAUUGGGGGCCGUGUUGGGGGGCCCCGUCUCCCCUCUCUCCUCCUAGGCCAGAGCACAUCACUGUUCUCCCACAUUCAGGCCCCAAACAGACCCUGGGAAGACCUUUGUCUCUUGGGCUUUUUCCUGAAUUUCUCUGUCAAAGAACCUGCGUCGGGCGUCCCCCUCCUCAGCCGGAGCGCUAUUCUGUCCUUAGGAGGCGCGGGGAGGUGGGGCUAGCAGGGACCCCCUCUCUCAGGCAAGAUGGCGGCCCCACACCGUUUUCUCCUUCCCCCAUGUUUGCUUUGGCUGAAACCUCCCACAGUCCAUCUGCCUGGGCCUCGCUCGGAGCCGGGCCUUUGGGCUGCCGCUCAUCCCGUCCUCCCUCCCUCGGCUUCUUCAGGUCCCCUCCCGGGUGCUCCGGGGAUCCUCCCCUCUCACCUCCCCCGGCCAGCCGCUGCCCCGCAGGGCCCCAAGAAAGCUUCAGCGUGUGCAGGGCCGCUCGGCUCCUCACCCACAAGGGCCGCCCGGGCAGGGCUCCUGCCGAGGCCUGGGGCUCGCUGCCACCAUCCCCUGGGUCGGGAGGUUUGGCCGCGGCCUCCUGCCGGACCUCCGAAUGGUUUUGUUUGUUAAUAAAGAAUGAUCGCUUUGGGCAA
Messenger RNA from Gracilinanus agilis (Agile Gracile Mouse Opossum), 3854 nucleotides. It is a transcript of the gene AP1B1, whose product is annotated as adaptor related protein complex 1 subunit beta 1. Gene Ontology annotation, biological process: intracellular protein transport; vesicle-mediated transport. The coding region runs from base 136 to 3006 and encodes 956 amino acids. Lineage: Eukaryota; Metazoa; Chordata; Mammalia; Didelphimorphia; Didelphidae. The record is from RefSeq and is a predicted model, not a curated record. Gene Ontology annotation, molecular function: clathrin binding. The transcript has 23 exons. Gene Ontology annotation, cellular component: clathrin adaptor complex; membrane coat.